Dothidotthia symphoricarpi CBS 119687 is the source of this 1827-nucleotide messenger RNA. RefSeq names its product prolyl-tRNA synthetase-like protein. The transcript is spliced from 4 exons. Gene Ontology annotation, cellular component: cytoplasm; mitochondrion. NCBI's taxonomy places the organism in Eukaryota, Fungi, Ascomycota, Dothideomycetes, Pleosporales, Dothidotthiaceae. Gene Ontology annotation, biological process: prolyl-tRNA aminoacylation. Gene Ontology annotation, molecular function: ATP binding; proline-tRNA ligase activity. The coding region runs from base 97 to 1827 and encodes 576 amino acids. The record is from RefSeq and is a predicted model, not a curated record.
CUUUUUUCGGGUUUUCUUCUUCUCGGUCUAUUUGGAGUCUUCCAUCUCUGUCAAUUCCUGCAAAGUGUCUAAUCAAGCACGUGAGACUGCGCGCUAAUGACGGUGCACAUUUGGAGAGCCGCACAUCACCCACGCAUACUGAGGUUGAACCACCGACUCGGAAAUGUCAGAUUUAUAGCUACCGAUUCACGAGACCGGCUAUCAAAAUUCUGGACUCCCACGGGUGGAAUUUCCCCCCAAGAUGGCGACCAAGAUGAAUCCCACGCCCUGCUGAUAAGAGGCGGUUUCCUCCGCCAGGCACACUCAGGAGUCUUCCACCUACUUCCCCUUGGCCUCCGCGUGCAGAACAAACUCGAAGCCUUGAUCGACAAACACAUGCACUCCAUCGCCGCCUCAAAAGUCUCUCUUUCCACUCUCACCACCGAAGCCCUCUGGCGUCAAUCAGGCCGGUACUCCACUAACUCGGAACUCCUACGCGUUAACGACAGGAAAGAAUCGGGCUUCCUCCUCUCCCCCACUCACGAGGAGGAGAUCACUUCCCUAGUGUCAGGCAUGGUACAUUCGUACAAAGACCUACCGCUCAGAUUGUACCAAGUAGGCAGGAAGUACCGAGACGAACGACGACCGCGGCAAGGCCUCCUCCGCGCCAAAGAGUUCCUGAUGAAAGAUCUCUACACAUUCGACUACUCACCCGACGCCGCACUAAGCACAUACGAAGAAGUCCGCCAGGCAUACAACAACCUCUUCUCCGAACUCAACCUGCCGUAUCUAGUCGCCGACGCAGACUCCGGGAACAUGGGCGGCAAGCUAAGCCACGAGUACCACUUCGUCUCCACAAAAGGGGAAGACAACAUCUGGAGCUGCACAGCCUGCACCUACAUCGCCAACGAGGAGCUCGUCGAGAAGAAGCCCACGCAGCCCCCUCCCGGCACCCCCGAGCAGCUAAUCUUCACAGGCAUCAGCCUCGACCGCAGCACAGCAAUCCAGAUCCACGUGCCCCGCCCCCCAUCCUGCUCCACCACCACACCCCCCGGCCGCACAUCCUGGGCCCUCGCAGCAACCCACACAAACCUCCACGCGGUGAAGCGCGCGCUCCCCUCCCCCAUCACACUAGACACCGGCAUCGAGCCCAGCACCCUCACCCCCCUCCUCGAAAAAACAUCCCGCACUAUCGUCCUCUGCGACCGCGCACUAACUCCCACUUCCCUCGCCGGCGUGGACCUCACGCCCACGGUCCCGGGCUCCCCGUGCCCGAACUGCGCAGCCGGCACCCUCAAAGUCCAGAAAGCGAUUGAAGUCGCCCACACGUUCCACCUCGGCACGCGGUACAGCGCGCCGCUCAACGCGAUCGUCGCGGGGCCAAACAGCCAGGCCAAGGAGGCGCUGCAGAUGGGGUGCCAUGGGAUAGGUGUAUCGCGCCUCAUUGGCGCGGUGGCAUCGCUGCUGGCGGAUGAGCGGGGACUGCAAUGGCCGCGCGUUGUCGCGCCGUGGGAAGCAGCGGUUUUGACGGCGCCGCAGACUGCUGACGCCGAGGCCGCGGAGGUGUAUGAUGUGUUGCGUGGUGUGGGUGGCGCGUCUACCGGGAUCAGCGGCGGGAGUGAGGGGUCUGCAGCGAUCGAUGUCGUGCUCGAUGAUCGCCCGGAUAAGAGCCUGGGGUGGAAACUGCGCGAUGCAGAUCUUAUCGGGUACCCGGUCCUUGUCGUGCUGGGGCGGGGGUGGAAGGAUAGGCGGGAAGUGGAAGUUCAGUGUCGGCGGCUGGGGGUGAAGAGGGAUGUUGGGCUUGGGGAGUUGAGGGGGGAGGUGGUGGGGUUGUUGGCGCGGUUGUAA